AUGGAACUCCCCUGGCUGCUGGUCUCCCUGGCAGCAGGAUGUAUCAUAUUGAGAACCAUAUAUCGUCUCUAUUUACACCCAUUAAGCAAAAUACCUGGUCCCAAGUUCGCAGCCAUCAGCGGACUCUACGAGUUCUACUAUGACGUUGUUAAGGGAGGCACCUUCAUCUGGGAGGUAGAAAAAAUGCACCACAAAUAUGGUCCUAUCGUGCGCAUCAACCCCCAUGAAGUCCACAUCAUUGAUCCGGACUUCUACGACGAAAUCUACGCGUCAGGCUCACGCCGGCGCGACAAGGAUCCACGCCAAGUGGCCAUGUUUGGUGCGCCCGGUUCUAUGGCCGCAACCAUAGGCCACGAUCAGCACAAAAUGCGCCGCGGCCUUGUCCGCGGGCAUUUUUCCCGCAAAGCCAUUGUCAACAUCGAAUCUCUCGUCCAAGAGAAACUGGAUAAGAUGAUCGAGCUGUUUCAAGGCGCGCACAAGAAACUUUCCGUGGUUAACACAAGCGAUGCAUUUGCUGCCCUGACAGCUGAUAUUAUUGCAGUUUACGCGCUGGGCGUUGACCUCGACUUUCUCGAUGAGCCGGACUUUAAGAAUGACUUUCAACAGGCAUCUGUCGAGCUAGAUAUGCUCUGCCACGUUUUCAAGUUCUUCCCUUGGCUUGCUAAAUUGGCGCAGAGCAUUCCCGAUAGCGUUGUUCGUUAUUUGCAGCCCAGUGCCGAUAGUCUCUUGUUGGUACAGAAGACUAUACAUGACCAGUCGGUGGCAUCGCUUCAAAAGGCAUCGCAGGGCUCUGAAAAUGAAUCUCAAGGAAACAUUUUUGACUCUCUCAGUCACACUUCUGUUCCACUUCGGGAGCGUACCCUGUCUAGACUGCAAGACGAGGGCCUAAUUCUUCUUGCGGCUGGAACUGAGACCACGGCGAGAGCAUUGGCUUUGCGAUCCGAGCUGAAGGACGUGAUGCCUUCGCCGGAUUCCCAUCCAACCUGGGCUCAGCUCGAACGUCUCCCUUAUCUGACCGCAGUUGUGAAGGAGUCUCUUCGACUAUCUUUCGGGGCAGUCGGCCGACUUUCACGCGUGGCCCCAGAUGAAACACUUCAGUAUCAACAAUACAGCAUCCCGCCGAAUACUCCCGUUAGCUGCUCAUCAUACUUCAUUCAUAUGAAUCCUGAAAUAUUUCCGGAGCCUGAAAACUUCGAGCCUGAACGUUGGUUACGAGCUGCCGAGCGUGGGGAUAAGCUACAUCGACACCUGGUGGCAUUUUCUUCCGGCAGUAGGCAGUGCGUUGGCAUGAACCUCGCUUACUGCCAGAUGUACUUGACCAUCGCGGCGCUUGCACGCCAGUUUGACAUGGACCUUCAUGAAACCACGGUUCGCGAUGUCAUGGUCGGUCGUGACUAUAUUUCACCAUUUCCGACUGAUGGAGUAGGUAACAUCAAAGUUAAAUUUUCAGAUGUAGCGCAGGAUUGA
Molecule: messenger RNA, 1467 nt
Organism: Penicillium verhagenii
Lineage: Eukaryota; Fungi; Ascomycota; Eurotiomycetes; Eurotiales; Aspergillaceae
Product: cytochrome P450
Exons: 5
Coding region: 1-1467 (488 amino acids)
Molecular function (GO): oxidoreductase activity, acting on paired donors, with incorporation or reduction of molecular oxygen; monooxygenase activity; heme binding
Source: RefSeq, a predicted model, not a curated record